AUGCCCCAACCCAUGUCCCCGGCGCUCUUUACCCAGAGAAUCGACGAUCCUGAGUUCAGCCUGCUUCCCAUCGCACGGCCAGAAUUGCACCAGCUGGGCGAGUGCUUCGCGUGCGCCCCGCCCACCAGCGCGCGUCGCCAGCCGCUCAAAGGCAUCAUCACAUUCUUUGGAGGCGCCUUCCUGGGAGCUUCGCCAGACGUUUUCUACAGUUACUUUCUAGACCUUCUUGCCAAGGGCGGCUAUCUGGUGGUGGCUGUGCCUAAUCCAAUCACCUUCGACCACCUGGCAGCAGCUUCCGGCCUGCACGCCCGUGCCACGUCAGCACUCGACCUGCUCCAGCUGCACGGGCUGCCUUCUGCAGGGAUCUCUUCUGCUGACGUGGACGGUCUGCCAGUCUACAGCGUAGGACACAGCAACGGCGCUCUCAUGCAGCUGCUGAUGGGCAGCCUCUCCACCACCAAGAGAGACCGCCUGCCUGAGGCGAAUGUGGUCAUAGCAUUCAACAACCGCCCAGCGUCCUUCGCAGUGCCGUACUUUGACCAGAUGGGGCCAGCAGUGCAGCAGCUAGCUCCAGCUAUUGAGGCAUUUCCGCUCACUGGCAUUGCGCUGAGUGUGGCAGAGCAGGCACUGGAGGCACUGCAGCGCAGCAGCAUACCGCUGCCACCCGGUGUGGUGAGGAACGACCUUGACCCUCUCGGCCGCUUCCUUGAACAGAUCCCACCCGUUCUCGGACAGGUGCGGGAUGGAGUGUCGGAGUUCACACCACCACCGGCAGAGACCAGGAAGCUUAUCGCCUCCUCCUAUGCUGUCCCUCGGAACCUCCUGAUCAAGUUCUCAGUGGACACGUUAGACGAGACGGACCAGCUGGAGCCCAUUCUCACGGGGCGCAUGGAGGAGAUCGGCGGCUCUGUUUCCACUCUGCUGCUUGAGGGGACUCACGCCACUCCCCUGGCUCCAUUCAAGAUGCUUUCUCACCGGUUGAUGCUAUUGCCCAAGGAGUGA
Messenger RNA from Closterium sp. NIES-65, 1002 nucleotides. The record is from the annotation of a GenBank genome assembly. Lineage: Eukaryota; Viridiplantae; Streptophyta; Zygnematophyceae; Desmidiales; Closteriaceae.